Messenger RNA from Phyllostomus discolor (pale spear-nosed bat), 4076 nucleotides. RefSeq names its product epidermal growth factor receptor (gene EGFR). The transcript is spliced from 28 exons. Gene Ontology annotation, cellular component: basal plasma membrane; signaling receptor complex. The record is from RefSeq and is a predicted model, not a curated record. Bases 147 to 3776 code for a protein of 1209 amino acids. Gene Ontology annotation, biological process: protein phosphorylation; positive regulation of epithelial cell proliferation; multicellular organism development. NCBI's taxonomy places the organism in Eukaryota, Metazoa, Chordata, Mammalia, Chiroptera, Phyllostomidae. Gene Ontology annotation, molecular function: ATP binding; epidermal growth factor receptor activity; epidermal growth factor binding.
GCCGCCGCCUCCCAGUCCGGACCGCAGGCCACCUCCGGAGUCCCCGCCUGGCCGCCGCCGCCUGGCCGCCACCUCCAGCGCGCACGGCCGCCGACUCCUUUCCAGGACUAACUGCGGAGACCCGGAGCGAGCUUCUGCGGGCAGCGAUGCGACCCUCCGGGGCGGUGGGAGCCGCGCUCCUGCUGCUGCUGGCGGCGCGCUUCCCGGCGGGGCAGGCGCUGGAGGAGAAGAAAGUGUGCCAGGGCACCAACAACAAGCUGACGCAGCUGGGCACGCUGGAGGACCACUUCCUGAGCCUCCAGAGGAUGCUGAACAACUGCGAGGUGGUCCUGGGGAACCUGGAGAUCACCUACAUGCAGAGGAACUACGACCUCUCCUUCUUGAAGACCAUCCAGGAGGUGGCUGGCUACGUCCUCAUCGCCCUCAACGUGGUGGAGACGAUCCCUCUGGAGAGCCUGCAGGUCAUCCGGGGGAACGUGCUCCUGGACAACACGCACGCCCUGUCCGUCUUGUCCAACUACGGGCCCAACCGCACGGGGCUGCGGGCGCUGCCCCUGCGCAGCCUGCAGGAGAUCCUGCACGGCGCCGUGCGAUUCAGCAACAACCCCAGCCUCUGCAGCGUGGACACCAUCCAGUGGCAGGACAUCGUCGACACCAGCUUCCUGGGCAACAUGUCCACGGACUUUCAGAGCAACCCAUCCGGCAGUUGCCAGAAGUGCGAUCCGAGCUGCCCCAACGGGAGCUGCUGGGGUGCGGGGAAGGAAAACUGCCAGAAACUGACCAAAAUCAUCUGCGCCCAGCAGUGUUCGGGGCGCUGCCGGGGCAAGUCCCCCAGCGACUGCUGCCACAACCAGUGUGCGUCCGGCUGCACGGGGCCCCGCGAGAGCGACUGUCUGGUGUGUCGGAAGUUCCGGGACGAAGCCACGUGCAAGGACACCUGCCCGCCGCUCAUGCUGUACAACCCCACCACGUACCAGGUGGACGUCAACCCGGACGGGAAGUACAGCUUCGGAGCCACCUGUGUGAAGAAGUGUCCCCGCAACUACGUGGUGACGGACCACGGGUCGUGCGUGCGGGCCUGCGGCUCCGACAGCUACGAGGUGGAGGAAGACGGGGUCCGCAAGUGUAAAAAGUGCGAAGGUCCCUGUCGCAAAGUCUGUAACGGAAUAGGCAUCGGAGAGUUCAAGGACACCCUCUCCAUAAACGCCACGAACAUCAAGCACUUCCGGAACUGCACGUCCAUCAGCGGCGACCUCCACAUCCUGCCGGUAGCCUUCAGGGGCGACUCCUUCACACACACGCAGCCGCUGGACCCCAAGGAGCUGGACAUUCUCAAGACCGUCAAGGAGAUCACAGGGUCUCUGCUCAUCCAGGCCUGGCCGGAGAACAGGACGGACCUGCACGCCUUCGAGAACCUGGAGAUCAUACGCGGCAGGACCAAGCAGCACGGCCGGUUCUCCUUCGCGGUGGUCGGGCUCAACAUCAGCUCCCUGGGGCUGCGCUCGCUGAAGGAGGUCAGCGACGGCGACGUGGUCAUCACCGGGAACCGCCACCUGUGCUACGCCGACACGGUGAACUGGAGGACGCUCUUCGGGACCCAGGGCCAGAAAACCAAGAUCGAGAAGAACAGGGACGGGAGAGACUGCCGGGCCCACGGCCACGUCUGCAACCCGCUGUGCUCGCCCGAGGGCUGCUGGGGCCCGGGGCCCCGGGACUGCAGGUCCUGCCGGAACGUCAGCCGCAACAAGGAGUGCGUGGAGAAAUGCAACAUUCUGGAGGGCGAGCCCAGGGAGUUCGAGGAGAAUUCCGAGUGCAUACGGUGCCAUCCGGAGUGCCUGCCGCAGCCCAUGAACGUGACCUGCACGGGACGUGGCCCGGACAGGUGUGUGCAGUGCGCCCACUACGUGGACGGCCCUCACUGCGUCAGCGCCUGCCCGUCGGGGGUCAUGGGCGAGAACAACACGCUGGUCUGGAAGUUCGCGGACGCCCAGCGCGUGUGUCACCUGUGCCACCCGAACUGCACCUACGGCUGCACGGGCCCGGGUCGGGAAGGCUGCCCGGAGAGGCCCCAUAUCUCAUCCAUCGCCACGGGGAUUGUGGGCGGCCUCCUCCUGGUGCUGGUGGUGGCUCUCGGGGUGGGCCUGUUUCUGCGCAGGCGCCACAUCGUGCGGAAGCGCACGCUGCGAAGGCUGCUGCAGGAGCGCGAGCUCGUGGAGCCCCUCACGCCCAGCGGAGAAGCGCCCAACCAAGCUCUCCUGCGGAUCCUAAAGGAGACGGAAUUCAAGAAGAUCAAGGUUCUGGGCUCCGGCGCCUUCGGCACCGUGUACAAGGGGCUCUGGAUCCCCGAGGGCGAGAAGGUCAAAAUCCCUGUGGCCAUCAAGGAGUUGAGAGAAGCCACGUCUCCGAAGGCCAACAAGGAGAUUCUCGACGAGGCCUACGUGAUGGCCAGCGUGGACCACCCCCACGUGUGCCGCCUGCUGGGCAUCUGCCUGACCUCCACCGUGCAGCUCAUCACCCAGCUCAUGCCCUUCGGCUGCCUGCUGGACUACGUCCGCGAGCACAAGGACAACAUCGGUUCCCAGUACCUGCUCAACUGGUGUGUGCAGAUCGCCAAGGGCAUGAACUACCUGGAGGACCGGCGCCUGGUGCACCGGGACCUGGCGGCCAGGAACGUCCUGGUGAAGACGCCGCAGCACGUCAAGAUCACAGACUUCGGGCUGGCCAAGCUGCUGGGCGCGGAGGAGAAGGAGUACCACGCAGAGGGGGGCAAGGUGCCCAUCAAGUGGAUGGCUUUGGAGUCUAUCUUGCACCGGAUUUAUACCCACCAGAGUGACGUCUGGAGCUACGGGGUGACCGUCUGGGAGCUGAUGACCUUCGGGUCCAAGCCGUACGACGGGAUCCCGGCGAGUGAGAUCUCGACCGUGCUGGAGAAGGGAGAGCGCCUCCCGCAGCCGCCCAUCUGCACCAUCGACGUCUACAUGAUCAUGGUCAAGUGCUGGAUGAUAGACGCGGACAGCCGCCCCAAGUUCCGGGAGCUGAUCCACGAGUUCUCCAAGAUGGCCCGCGACCCCCAGCGCUACCUCGUCAUCCAGGGCGACGAGAGGAUGCACCUGCCCAGCCCUACGGACUCCAACUUCUACCGCGCGCUGAUGGACGAGGAGGACAUGGAGGACGUGGUGGACGCGGAUGAGUACCUCAUCCCCCAGCAGGCCUUCUUCCACGGCUCCUCGCCCUCCCGCACGCCCCUGCUGGGCUCCCUGAGUGCCACCAGCAGCAGCUCCACCGCGGCUUGCGUUGACAGGAACGGGCAGAGCUGCCCCCUGAAGGAAGACAGCUCCCUGCAGCGGUAUAGCUCCGACCCCACCGGCGCCCUGACCGAGGACAUCAUCAACGGCACGUUCCUCCCGGCGCCAGAAUACAUAAACCAGCUGGUCCCCAAACGGCCGGCGGGCUCCGUCCAGAACCCCGUCUACCACAACCAGCCCCUCAACCUGGCUCCGGGCCGAGACCCCCACUACCAGAACCCCCACAGCAACGCCGUGGGCAACCCCGAGUAUCUCAACACCGCCCCUCCCCCCGCCGUCAACGGCGUCCCCGACGGCCCCGCCCUCUGGGGGCAGAAAGGCGGCCACCAAAUCAGCCUGGACAACCCCGACUACCAGCAGGACUUCUUCCCCAGGGAAGCCAAGUCCAACGGCAUCUUUAAGGGGCCAAUGGCGGAAAACGCGGACUACCUGAGGGCGGGCGCCCCGAGCAGUGAGUCUAUUGGGGCGUGACCGCGGAGGGAGCGACAGCGGAAACAACCCCAGACUCCUCGGCCCCCAGGACCACCGGCGGCGCUGCCACGCCCGUCCCCACCGCCGUGCCCCCACACGUCCUGGACCUCCAGACUGGUGGCCGUCUCUGCUCUGAUCGACUCCUCUUUCCACCGGGAAGUGCCCCUACUCCAAUGCACUCUGGGAGGCUGCAGGGGCAUCCCUUCGUCCCCAACCUGGGAGGCACUGGUGCCAGGCGUCCAGGAAAGGGUGCCGCCCAUCGGACCGAAGUUCACUUUACAAUGAGGUAUAUCUGAGGGG